ACAAAACAGUUGUUGUGAUGGAGUGGCGUGAGCAGUCCACGGUCAGCUGCGAUGAAGCCUACUUGGAGGCGCAGAGAUGGAUCGAGGCAGUAACCAAGAAAAAAUUUGGGAGCAGCGACUUCCGAUCAGCGCUUGAGAACGGCGUGCUGCUGUGUGAUCUGAUCAACGGCAUCAAACCCGGGAUCAUCCGGCGGGUCAACAGGCUGCCCACGCCUAUCGCUGGACUGGACAACCUGAACGUCUUCCUCAGGGCCUGCGGCAAACUCGGACUAAAAGAAGCACAACUCUUUCAUCCCGGUGAUCUCCAGGAUCUAUCUACCAGAGUCACUGUCAAAGCUGAAGAGACCAGCCGCAGACUCAAAAAUGUGCUGAUCACCAUUUACUGGCUGGGAAGAAGGGCUCAGUGCGACCCUGUGUAUAAUGGACCUUACUUAAACUUGAAGGCGUUUGAGGGAUUGUUGGGCACAGCACUGUACAAGGCUCUACACGAGUCGUCAUCCACUCCCCAAAAAGAUAACAGUAUAUUGCGAGACAGUGGUUUUGGAGAGAGCUGGUACUCAGAACAAGAAGAUCUACAUCAUUUUCGAGGUGGAGGAGGGGGGCACAGGAGAGACGACUCCCUGGACAGUUUAGACUCCCUGGGAUCUCGACCGCACAGCAUCUCAUCGGAUAUCAAAGGCAGCAGUGAGGGGUUUUGCAGUGACACUGAGCAAGACCUAGGCUUCAGGAUGACUGACAGGGAUAAUCUGAGUUACCGGCGUUCAGCUGUGGUCGCGCCUAAGACGACCACACAGUUUAACCAGUUUCUGCCUUCCAAGGACAAGGCUACAGGCUAUGUGCCAGCUCCACUGAGGAAAAAACGUGCAGAGCGUAAUGACGACAAUCGUCGCAGCUUGACAAGCCCCUACAUAGAAGAGGAAGCACCUCUCACCAGCCAGCUUCCAGGAGAGGACAGUCUCGACGGGAGCAAAUCGACCAGUGAUAUUGACAUGGAGCAGAGCAUUGCGAGACAGGUCCGCUACGAGGAGCUGCAGAAAUAUCGGGAGGCCAUCAAGCAAAGUGAUGAUAAGUGGCAAGAUGAUCUAAGUAAAUGGAAGUCUCGCCGCAAAAGUGUCAACUCUGAUAUCGUGAAGAAAAAAGAGGAGCGGGAGAAGAUAGAGGAGAUCACGUACGGCAGUAAUAGGAAGUCAAAGACCUUCAAGGAGAUGCAAGAGGACAGAGAGAACAAACGGCAGAGCUUAGGCAGUCGACUGGGAUCGUUAUCGUUCGGGGAUGACGAGGAUGUGUUUGACAGAUCUGUCUCGACCCAACGUGCCCGUUACGGCAGGAGCAACACCAUUGACACUCCUCGUUACUCCUCUUCUUCAUACUCCAGGCCUGUUUUGAAAGACGAAGAGCCAUCACCAGCCUCCACAGCCACUGGUAGAGCGUCUUCUCCUACGCCCUCCAAAGAAACAGUGAACAGUGACACCGUACCUUCCACUAUUACUUCUACAAGAUACAGUUCAUACCAGCGCUCCCCAUCCCCACCAGCUACGCAGCCUAGUAGACUACAAACAGUGGAAACAGAGAAGACGACAACAACCACCACCUCCACCUCGCUAAAGUCCGAGCCGAGAGCGCAGGAGCCAAAGAGCCUAUUGUUACCAUCCAAAACUGAGGUGCCCUCUGUUGAAUCCCAGUUCAAAAGGCCACAGCAGCAGAUCCCAAUGGAACCCAAGCCUCCAGUGGUGUCUCGAGUUUCCGCCUCCCUGCCCAGGACCUACCAGGGAUUGGAUAGCGCGCGGCUAACGUCAGUUAUCGCACCGAGGCCCUUUGGAACCCAAGCAACCCGUCUCUCCUCACUGCCACGAGCCAAUACAACGGAUGCCUCAGUUAAACCUUUGAAUGGAGACACUUCUAAGAAAUCGUCAGUUCCGAGCCGUUAUCAUCAGUUCAUGACCUCCGAAGACGAGGCCCAGUCAAGCUCCGCCCACAGCAGUGAUGAAGAGGAGGAGGAAGAGGAGGUGGAGGACAGCGCGAAGAAGAGCAGCACAUCACCUACUCCUGCGGAAACCAAGAGUGAAACUGCAGUUCGCCCUGCUCCAGUUAAAGACAACAGUGAGGAGGACUUCUGUGAGAUGAGGAUAAGCCUGAACCAGAAACCCAACAGCAGCAGAGACUUUGGCUUCCAGGCAGCUUGGGACUCAACAGGUGCACGAGUCACAACCAUCGCGCCAGGAAGCCCAGCAGAAAUGUGCCAGCUUCAGACCGGAGACGAGGUGCUGACAGUCAAUGGGCACCAGGUGGCAGGCAUGAGCUACACGUCCUGGAAGACCCACAUAGAGGAGGCUUUGCAGGAGGGCAGUCUGGUCAUGGAUAUAAAGCGUCACGGCAAGAACAACUGGAACAGAGACCAAACUUCCCUGCCAUAUAAAAGCCAUAAGACCAUCAAUCUGACAAGUACGGAUCAUCCACUACUUCUAGGUGCCCCUGACGCUAAGACGGUCAGCUCCAGUUUGGAUUUUACUUCACACAUCUCCGCCAAGCCAGAGCCGGUCAAAGACACCUUCACACACCAAGUUAUCGACGUGGCCUCCAAUGGACUUAAUGGCAAUCUCUGGAAUGAGCCAGUGACCAUGAGGAACAAAGACUCAGAACCAAUAUCUUUGAAAAACUUAAAACGAAGAUCUGAGUUUUUUGAACAAGGAGGAUCAGACCCUGUAAUGCCAGACAUACCUGUUCCUCCAAUCACUACAACCUCCAGCCGCUGGUCCUUCGACCCUGAAGAGGAGAGAAAAAGACAAGAGAAAUGGCAAAAGGAGCAAGAUCGCCUCCUACAGGAAAAAUAUAAACGUGAUCAAGAAAAACUGCAGGAAGAGUGGCUCAAAGCUCAGCAGGAGAUAAGCAGCACUCAGAACCAGCAGCAGCCCGCGAGCUUGGACGUGAACAACCAGAGCACGGGUCCUCGCUCCCCCCUGUUGCCCGUCAGCCAGCCCCUCAGCUCUCUGUGGGAGGAGCAGGAGAGGGAGAGGAAGGAGGAGCAGGAGCGGCGAAGACAGGCCGAAGAACGAGAGCUUCAGCGUCUGAGAGAGGAGAGGCUGAGGAGGGAGCAGCAGGAGGAGGAGGAGAGGAAAAGGCGGGAGGAGGAGGAGAUAGAGAGGAAGAGGAGGAUAGAGGAGGAAGAGAGGGAGCGGAAGAGGAGGGCGGAGGAGGAGAGGAGGAGAGAGGAGGAAGAGAGGGAGAGGAGGAGAGCGGAGGAAGAGAGGAUUAGACAGGAGGAAGUGAGGAGGAGAGAGGAGGAAGAGAGGGAGAGGCGGAGGAGGGCGGAGGAAGAGAAGAGGAGACAGGAGGAAGUGAGGAGGAGGAGAGCGGAGGAAGCAGCAGAACAACUACGCAGAGAGAGAGAGAGAAUCCUGGAGAUACAGCAGCGGCAACAGCAGCAGCAGCAGCAGUGGGCCGGUGGCUUCCAUGCCCGGCCGACAAUGACGUUUGCAGACAGCAGGACACGAUCCAAGUCUUCUCCUCAGCUUGAUGAUGAGCAAAGAACUCAGCCGAGAGGUGUGUCUGGGCAGCCAGGGGGCAUAGCUCACUGGUUACUGCAGGAGCGGACCGGAGAGCGCUAUAAACAGGCUCAGAGUCAAAGAGCAGCAUCAGAGCUGGAGAUGGAGAGAAGGGAAAUUCUGAGUGCUAUGAAACAUAGGCAGCCUGAGAAAGUGAUGGGGAAUAUGGUGGCUCAGAAGUAUCAACAGUCGGCAUCGCAGGCCGAGCUGGAGCGACAGCAGAUUCUCAACGAGAUGAAGAAGAAAACCCCUUUGCUGACGGACAACAGCUGGAUCAGGCAACGCUCUUCCACCACCACCACCAGCAGCACGGAGCAUGAGGUGGCCCCUAUGCGCAGAGGUGAAUCUCUUGACAACCUGGAUUCCCACAACUAUAACUCCUGGCGUUCUUCGUGGACACCUAGGACCAACUCUCAAAUCCCACACUACUUGCGGCCUCAGUCUGCCAUGUCGGGUAGCACUUCCUCUUAUGGUGGCUGGUCAGGUGGUCUUCCUCGCUCCUCCACUCUGCCCUCUUCAUCCUCUCUGAGCUCCCUGCGAGGCGGGGCAGGAACCCCCUCGGUCCCUUGGUCCCGACAGACACCCUCCCCCUCACUGUCCUCUCCGUCACCCACCACAUCUCCAGAGCCACUGGCCGACUCUCAGCAGAGGAACAGGUCAGUGAGUGGCAAGAAAAUCUGUACAUACUGUGACACUCCGCUGGGGAAGGGAGCAGCCAUGAUCAUCGAGUCAUUGGGGCUUUGUUAUCAUUUGGGCUGUUUUAAGUGUUUCGAUUGUGGGUCGAACCUUGGUGGAUCAGAAAUCGGCGCCGAAGUCAGAAUACGAAAUAAACACUUGUACUGCAACAACUGCUAUGUGCGAUUCAAAACCGCCCAACCCACUUCCAUGUGACGUGACUGUACUUCAACAAAUCGAUGAAGAGACUACUUAAGAUAAUAACCCACACAAUUGAAGCCAUAACUAAUAUCUCAGACAUAAGAGUAAUUUUGUAAGUUUACAUCUGCAUCUUUAUUUUUUAUCUAAAGGGUAAGCUUGCUAAGUUGUUAUCUGCUUUUCGGCUUUAAAAGUAUUAAGAUGUAUAAAAUAGUGUGCAUGUAUCAGAGAUUUUAGCAGGCUAACCUUUCUAGCAAUAAACUAUGUUAUAAUAUCAAAUUCUACAGAUAUUUUAAAAUCAAUUAGUUUACAAAAAGGUGAGAUUAUUUUGUCUGCUAUGCAUCUCCAUUCCAUUAUGGUAUUAAUAUUUUUGUUGACCAAGAUGUUGUAAAGUUUAUGUGCCUUUUGUCUAAACAGGGAAAACAGUUGUUGAAACAUAUAUUAAACAUGUCCUUUGACUGUCUGCACUUGCUUUUCACUGAUUAAGAAAAGAUUGUCUGUUUUUUCAUGUAAAGAACAUAUCGUACUGAAACAAGGCGAAAUUAUUCAUUUGUAAAUAAAACGGCUAAAUGUUCA
Periophthalmus magnuspinnatus is the source of this 4991-nucleotide messenger RNA. RefSeq names its product LIM domain 7a (gene lmo7a). The record is from RefSeq and is a predicted model, not a curated record. Bases 18 to 4433 code for a protein of 1471 amino acids. Gene Ontology annotation, biological process: regulation of cell adhesion; regulation of signaling. Lineage: Eukaryota; Metazoa; Chordata; Actinopteri; Gobiiformes; Gobiidae. Gene Ontology annotation, molecular function: protein binding. The transcript has 30 exons.